Messenger RNA from Halichondria panicea, 3563 nucleotides. RefSeq lists its product as uncharacterized. Gene Ontology annotation, cellular component: signaling receptor complex; plasma membrane. The coding region runs from base 105 to 2405 and encodes 766 amino acids. Gene Ontology annotation, biological process: cell surface receptor protein tyrosine kinase signaling pathway; multicellular organism development; positive regulation of kinase activity. Gene Ontology annotation, molecular function: transmembrane receptor protein tyrosine kinase activity; ATP binding. The record is from RefSeq and is a predicted model, not a curated record. Lineage: Eukaryota; Metazoa; Porifera; Demospongiae; Suberitida; Halichondriidae. The transcript is spliced from 14 exons.
UAUCCAUUAUUAAUGCAGUAGUCUGCAGUCUACAGUGCAUUUUAGUUUAAGAGCUAGACUAUUAUCUAUGUAGUCUUGUAGAUCUAUCUUAGACUACUUGUAAGAUGAGUAAGUCAUCAGGUCUUGCUCAGUGGACAGUAGUCAUCUGCUUUUAUAUAGCCCUUGAGGUGCUCACAAUCCAUGGGCAAAGUUGUCAUGUUGGAACUGAUGCUACAGAGUUUGAAGCUAACAAAGAACAUAGUUUCUACCUCAACACUCAAGAUCCAGCUCAAUGUGAUGGGACAAUAACUGAAUUUAAUUUCUGCUACUAUCGCUCGAACCCAAUUCAAUUGGCUGCAUCGUAUGACUUCACCUUCGCUGUGUUCAGAAGAAGCAGCUCAGAAUAUAUAAAUGUAUCAGAAGCAUUCACUACAGGCAGAACUGUGGCUAAUUCUAACCUUGGCUUGUUUGGCACAUUUGCCUGUAGAACUUUUUCGGUAAAUGAUAUUCCAGUGCAGGCUGGCGAUGUGAUUGGUGUUUGCAUUUAUGACCCUCCAGACAAUGCUGGUUUUACAACGAGACUGCCAAUAGACAUGGUUAGCCAAAAUGCAGGAUCAGAACAUUUUCUUAUGUCCACCGGUAACUCUGGCUGUGGAGACAUGUCCGUCCCAAACCCAGUAACAGUUAGUUCUCUUAAUAGAGCAAACCAGAGAGUUCUACACAUCCAUGCCGACAUAACUCCCCUUUCAACCACUGAACCUCCAACCAACCCCACAACUAUGGGCACAACACCACCCUCCUCUACAGAUCCUCCCAUAGCUACUAACAGCAUGACAGAGACUGAAAGCUCAACAGGCACAAUAGAAACUACUCACUCAAAUGAAGUGCCACUAACAAACUCUCCCACAACUAGCACAGGAAAUGAUUCGAUCACCAUGGCCCCUUUGGCCCCAGCCGAUAAUGCUGGAGUUGUAGCGGGUGUGGUGGUGUUUCUAUUGGUAGUAAUCGUCGUGGCAGUGGUGAUUUUGGUAGUCGUUUUUGUACUGGUGAAGAGAGGAAGAUCCCGAAAGGAGAUAACAGUGGGCAAUGUUGGUGGGAACACUAAUACUGGAACCAACAAUGGGAUGGACAAUGGUAUGUACUCAUUUACUAAGGGCCAGGAGUAUAGUGCAGAUUAUCAAGAAAUCAGCGCCACAAGGAGCCCAGUUCCUUCGUCACCCAAUGACUAUGAAAUGGAACACUCAUACGAAUCCAGCGAUGCUUUAGAGUUCAACUACUAUGCUGAAGUUGGACCCUUACUGGACACGAAUAACACACCAUAUGAGGUUCCACAAAGUAUGUCAACAACUAUUAGCUACAGACAGCUACUGGAAAAGAACAAAGAAGAGGACAUAUACGGCAGUGUGAGUGCGUAUGAGGUACCAGCUACUCGAGAACAGGAGAUCUAUGCUCAACUAAAGACGUGGGGAGUGACUUACAUUCAUCAAAGAGAUGUACAGAUUGCUGGUCACCUUGGGUCUGGUCAGUUUGGCAGUGUGGAGCAAGGAGUGUGGAAGAGACAGGGCACUCAACCAGUGGACGUGGCACUCAAAAGUCUCACCAAAACAUCAGAAGAGGACAAAGUCAAGUUCCUCCAAGAAGCCGCCAUCAUGGCUCAGUUCAGACACCCUAACGUUAUCAUGCUCCAUGGAGUGCUUGCUAAAGAGGAACCAAUGAUGAUUGCUGUCGAGUUUGCAAAAAAAGGAGAUUUGAGAAUUUUUUUACUAUCAAUCCGACCAAACUCACCAAGGGAGAUUAUGCCCGCUACUACUCCAAGAAUGUUACUGAAGUUCUCUCAACAAGUGGCUCUUGGGAUGCAGUACCUCUCAGCUAAAGGAUUUGUGCACAGAGACCUGGCUGCUAGGAAUGUGCUAGUGACUACAAAUAACAUAUGCAAGGUUGCUGAUUUUGGAAUGUCUCGAGAUCUUGCUGAUGAGAACUACUACGUCUCACAAGGAAAAGACAAGAUCCCUGUCAAGUGGACAGCCCCUGAGGCCAUUCACUACAAGAAGUACUCGACUGCCAGUGAUGUGUGGGCCUACGGGUGUCUGCUCUAUGAGAUAUGGAGCAUUGGGCACAAGCCGUUUGAAGCCAAUAAGAAUGUUGAGGUUAUAAGACUGAUUGAACAAGGUCAAAGGUUAGCUCCACCCCCUGGAACUCCCGAAGCAGUGUACGAGCUGAUGGUGCAAUGUUGGCAUUCAGAGAAUUCCCAACGUCCUGCUUUCAGAGAUGUUGUACUCAGUCUAGCCAGAGGUGAGGAGAUGGUCCUGAGCAUUCCCGAGGAGGACUCCUCCACUAACCCACUGGCUGGAGUAUUGGGAGCUCCACUGGAGGCCGGGGAGAACAUGUACUCUCAGCUGCAGAGCAGAUACAGUAGAAGAGUAUAGAACUGUUUAUUAAUUUAUGUGUGCAUACCAAACUUCAUACCAGCUGCACCCCCCUUUAUAAAUAUUGUAAUCUAAAUGUUGUCAUGCUAUUAAAUUCUCGCUACUAGUAGAUCUAUAAGAAGCUAUUCCUAAGAUGAGUAGAUCUAAGUCGUCAGGCCUAUAUACCUAAUCAUUUGCUUUAUAGUUGAGAUGCUCACAAUCCAUGGGCAAAGUUGUCUUGUUGGAACUGAUACUACUACAGAGUUGGAAGCUAGCAGAGAACGUGGUUUCUACCUCAACACUCAACAUCCAGCUCAAUGUAAUGGGACAAUAACUCAGUUUAAUUUCUGCUACUAUCGCUCAACCCUAUAUGCCGCAUCAUAUGACUUCACCUUCGCUGUGUUUAGAAGAAGCAGCCUGGAAACAUAUAUAAAUGUAUCAGAAGCAUUCACUACAGGCAGAACUGUUGCUAAUCUUGAUGGCACAUUUGCCUGUAAAACAUUCUCGGUAAAUGAUAUCCCAGUGCAGGCUGACGAUGUGAUUGGUGUUUGCAUUUACGACCCUCCAGACAAUGCUGAACCUGUCAGAAUAAGCAGGACUGAUUAUACAAACAGAUGGCAAAUAGACAUGGUUGGCCAAACUACAGGAUCUGAUCAGUUUCUACUAAUAUCCACCGGUAACUCUGGCUGUGGGGACAUGUCCAUCCCAAACCCAGUAGCAGUUAGUUCUCUUAAUAGAGUGGACGAUCGAGUUCUACACAUGUAUGCCGACAUAACUCCUCUCCCAACCACUGAACCUCCAAUCAUCCUCACGAUUAUGGGCACAACACCACCCUCCUCAACAGAUCCUCCCAUAGUUACUGACACACAAGAGACUGAAAGCUCAACAGGCACAAUAGAAACUACUCUCUCAAAUGAAGUGCCACUAACAAACUCUCCCACAACUAGUACAGGAAAUGAUUCAAUCACCACAAUGCCUUCUAGUGUCUCUUUUGCCCCAGCGGAUAAUACUGGAGUUGUAGCAGGUGUGGUGAUGUUUCUAUUGCUAGUAAUUGUCGUGGCAGUGGUGACUUUAGUAGUUGCUGUUUUUCUGGUAAAGAGAGGAAGAUCCCAAAAGGAGAUAAUAGAGGGUAAUGUUGGUGGGAACACUGAUACUGGAAUCAACAAUGAGAUGGGUAAG